AAAGGAUUCCAUCCUCGUCAGCGUGCCUGCCUGACAGCACACAUUUGAAAGAUCACGGACGAAGGGGCAUGCUUCUCGGCGGAGUGCUAGUGGUACUCCCGCAAAGAUGAGGAAUGCUAUAAUCAAAGAUGGAGCCGACAAGGAGCGUCAGCGCCUCAUCGAUUCGAUUGACACUGAGGCCAUUUGCCGACUCGCCUCAUCAUACCACGGCGGCGAUCCUUGCAAUACGUUCAAGCCCCAUAAGCAUGGCUCCUUCAAUAUGGUUGUCCGGAUUCCCCUCCCAGCCCGCAUUGCCUGGAUUGACGAAAAGGUCGAGGCAGCAUUGGCUACGAUGAGAUAUGUUGCAGCCAAGACCACUAUUCCUGUUCCCCGAGUGCAUGCCUACUCCUUCACCGAGGGCAGCCCGAUUAACACAGCCUACAUAAUCAUGGACUAUGUGGAAGGCCAGACUCUGAGGGAACUUGGCUUCCGGAAGUCCAAGAAGUGGGGCUUGAGCUAUGAGAACCCGACGGAAGCAACCAAGAAACUCCGCCGGCUCGAGUUCCCCAAAAUUGGGGCCCUAGGCCUUCCGGCCGAGAAUGGCUGGCCGUCAUACACGUGCAAUCCAGACGAUAUCCGGAUGUGCCACCGCCCGCUCUCCAUCGAGACGGCCCUGCAAGAGGUCGAGGGGAUGGAUCCGGGCGCCAAGAUCAAGCCGGGAACAACCUUCCAGACUGCGAGGAGCUACGUAGACGCUCUAUUCUGGCUAGCCGACAAUGAACUGGACAAAUCCCCCGACUUGUUCAUGGACUCCCGUGGGGGGCGGCGGAUCCUCUACGCCAGACACCACUUCCGCCGCUUCGUCCUCGAUACGUGGCUCGAUUCCGAAGCCGACAGGGGGCCCUUUGUGUUAAUGCAUGGAGAUAUCACCUUGCUCACAAACAACAUUCUCUUCAACGAGGACCUUGAACUUGUCGGCGUUCUCGAUUGGGAAUGGAGCUAUGUUGUGCCGGCACAGCUGCUCGUCCCUCCCGUCUGGCUGACUGGCUCCAGCUUGGACUUCAUGCUGAUGACUCGACAGUGGUACAACAGCGGGGUUGGCCAUCUUGUCGCCGCCAUUAAGGACCGCGAGAGGGUCUUCCAGGUCCCACCUCUACUGUCGCAGGAAUGGGCCAAGAUGGAGACCUGGUGCCAUACGGCCGUUGCCGUGGCGCUCCUGAACCCGGACAUGAUCCACGGCGUGUAUUGGAACUUUCUUAUCUACGAGCUCGUAGAGCUGGCGCCACCUGCUGAAAAGUUCCGCGAGUUCUAUGAGGAAUUCAUCUCCCCGCGCCCAGCAGCUUUUAUGGAGGAGUCGUCGGCACGUAAGGUCCUUCUCGCCCGCAAGCAGCAGGAGCAGAUGCGAUUUUUCGAGGAAGAAAAGGAAUACUUCCAUUUUGAAUGCACACGAUAG
This is a messenger RNA of Phialemonium atrogriseum, 1432 nucleotides long. RefSeq lists its product as uncharacterized. Bases 107 to 1432 code for a protein of 441 amino acids. NCBI's taxonomy places the organism in Eukaryota, Fungi, Ascomycota, Sordariomycetes, Cephalothecales, Cephalothecaceae. The record is from RefSeq and is a predicted model, not a curated record. The transcript is spliced from 4 exons.